Messenger RNA from Diceros bicornis minor, 2860 nucleotides. It is a transcript of the gene SREK1IP1, whose product is annotated as SREK1 interacting protein 1. Bases 148 to 615 code for a protein of 155 amino acids. Lineage: Eukaryota; Metazoa; Chordata; Mammalia; Perissodactyla; Rhinocerotidae. Gene Ontology annotation, molecular function: zinc ion binding; nucleic acid binding. The record is from RefSeq and is a predicted model, not a curated record. The transcript is spliced from 5 exons.
AUAGGGGCCCCCCCCCGAACUGUCAUCUAGGAGCCGCGGCGCGGGUGGGAGGAAGAGGCCGCCCUAGCUGUGCGUUGUCCUCACGGCCGGCGGGAAGCGAGCGCGCUCUCGAAAUCCUAGGGCUCCUGCGACCCCUUUCACAGCGCCAUGGCAGUCCCAGGUUGCAACAAGGACAGUGUCCGAGCAGGCUGUAAAAAAUGUGGCUACCCUGGUCACCUGACUUUUGAAUGCCGCAAUUUUCUCCGAGUAGACCCGAAAAGGGACAUAGUUUUGGAUGUCAGCAGCACAAGCAGUGAAGAGAGUGAUGAAGAGAAUGAAGAACUGAACAAAUUGCAGGCAUUACAAGAAAAAAGAAUAAAUGAAGAAGAGGAGAAGAAAAAAGCAAAAAGCAAAGAGAAAAUCAAGUUGAAAAAGAAGAGGAAAAGGUCUUAUUCAUCCAGUUCCACUGAAGAGGACACUUCAAAACAAAAGAAACAAAAAUCUCAGAAGAAAGAAAAGAAAAAAGAAAAAAAGAAUAAAUCAAAAAAGGGGAAACAUCACAAAAAGGAAAAAAAGAAGAGAAAAAAGGAAAAGCAUUCUUCCAUCUCCAAUAGUUCUGAAAUCUCCAAAAAGUAACUGAGACUUUGGCCUAAGCCAUUAAAAUAUAAAUUUUGGUUUUGAAAAUUAUUUGACCUUCCUUGGAAUCUGCUAUAUAAUUAUGCUUUGCAAUAAAUCACAACCUUUUCCAUAUAGACACUUUUUUCAUGUAUAGGACCAUUAUCCUCUGGCAAUAUAUUUCUAAUGUGCUAUAACUAUAAAGUAUUGAAUCAGUCUUAUUACUUGAUUGCCAUGCCCCAAGUAUGGAUAUUUGUAUAUACAAAACAUAUCAUUUUUGGUAUUCGUAUCUCUGUGUGUCUGACUAGUGUUAUUCAUAAGUUGAUUGUAAACGGCUUUACUACAGUCAACACAGGUAAUCUACCCAGCCGUUAAUGAGUGUUGCUGAAUCAAGUGUCCACCUUCCAGUAUAAAGUGAGGUAGGGGAUAAUGGUUUGCUCUUAACACUGAAAACUUUUAUCCUAUGAUAAUGUAUAAAGAUAGUGAAAUUCUUCACUGUUGUUUUAAAAUCUCUAGCCGUAUUUUGGAUGUCUUAGGAGAUGAGGCUGCUUUAUUGGUCUUGACUAGGACUUUUUAAAUGAACGGUGUCGGCAGGAAGAUGAUGAAAAUAUUUCUAACAGUUUCACUGUUUUAUGAAAUGCAGAGUUUCUAGUACCUGCCUCCUUUGUUUUUAUAACAAUUAAAAUAAUUCUUCAUUUUUUAAAAAGACAAGUCUAGUUCAGCCUAUUAGUAAAUCUUGUAAAGAUGAUGCUGUUUUGGGCAGGAUUUUUAGGAUAGACUCCUGGGUUGUUUUACAAAUGUGCCAUAUUGGCAUAUCUUAAAGUGAUACCUCAAACACAGAACUUUUUAUUUAGGAGGGUGACAGCUAAAUCUUCAUUAGAACUGAUUUUUAUUGUAUUCAGUAUGUAAAUUUUAUGAAGCUUGUUUCUAUGAGUAAUGUGGAAAAUUUUUAUAAAUGUUAACAAAUAUAUUUAUUUGUCUGAAAUAACUUGUAGUUUUGAAGGAGGUUUCACACUGAUUUUAUAGUUUCAUCAAUGACCAGUUUGGGGUGUUUUUCUCUUUUACUUCAGUCAUAAACGUUAGGAGCAGUGACAAAAAUUUAGGAUUAGGAAUUUUAUUCUGUACUUUUUAAAAUUUAAGAGUUGCAUCAUGAAAGCUUUUAUAUAACAAUGGAAAUUUUAUAUGAGUAAGCAUUUUCAAACACAUAUUAUGUAGAUAUAAAUGUUUCUUACAUUUUUAAUUUCACAAUGAUCAGUGUUACGCUUAACACUUGGGUAUCCCCUAUGCCCAAUAAGUUAAAUACUUACUUCUGUAGCAGCAUCGAAAGUCAAUCAGUUAUCAUGGCACACCACCAAAGAUUGCAAGUACCUCACUGUGGUGCAGUUAUAAAUUUUCAGAUUGAGAACCUCCCACAGACAUGGCUGCAGGUGAAUUCAUUAUGGUGGAAUCAGGUAAGUAACCUCACAUGUAACCUCACAGGCUAGAAAGCUGUACUGAUUCUUCCUUCACUCAGCACCCUGCCUGGCAUGGCCUCAGUAAGACUGGGGGAGCCUCGUAACUCCUCUUGACCUACGUUCACCAUGCUCAAAGUCUAGGGAAGCUGCACCCACACCGCUAUUCAAGCAUCAUGGCCAUGGAAGCUCUCACUCACACUUCUAGCUUUUUUAUAACCUAAUUUAGUUGUCUGGCCUGCUUAAAAGGAAAUUCUCUUGUUUAAAUAGUUCAGUCAGUUGUUUGGAGACAAACACAGAGCUGUUAGGUUUUUAAGGGUUUGUUUUGCCUUUGCUGUAUUUUAUGUAUUUUUGAAAAUUAUACUUUAUGAAAAUACAGUUCUUUAGUUAUCAAGCUGGAAAAAAUAAGUAAAAAAAAAAAAACUUUGGAAAAUGCUGCAUGCAAAAGAAUAGCCUUAUCCCACUGAAUGUGCAACAUGGUUAAAAAUAAUAGUAAUUGUAGUGAAACAGAGUUAAUCCAAUUAUUUGUAAGUUUUAUUUCUGUUAAUUGUAGAGAUUAUAAAUUGACUCAUUAGUUUUAUUUCCUGAAUGGUGACACGAUUAAUAAUGGUUCAGAAGGGUUAUAUAAAAUUCAGCCUUCCAUAACUAGUAAUAUAGUAUGCAAAUUAAAAGGUUUUAAUACUCAGUCAUUUUUUUCUCCAAGAAACAACCUUGGAAUGAUUCUUAAGUAAAUUUCUCAUAAUAUGAGAAUAGUUUAUGAAAUAUCUCAGCUGAAUAAAAGUCAUUUAUUUUUAUUAAAAUAAUUUUCUUCUCAA